Messenger RNA from Toxoplasma gondii ME49, 3402 nucleotides. RefSeq names its product vacuolar proton translocating ATPase subunit A, putative. Gene Ontology annotation, biological process: vacuolar acidification; proton transmembrane transport. Gene Ontology annotation, molecular function: proton-transporting ATPase activity, rotational mechanism; ATPase binding. The coding region runs from base 299 to 3028 and encodes 909 amino acids. The record is from RefSeq and is a predicted model, not a curated record. The transcript is spliced from 6 exons. Lineage: Eukaryota; Apicomplexa; Conoidasida; Eucoccidiorida; Sarcocystidae. Gene Ontology annotation, cellular component: vacuolar proton-transporting V-type ATPase complex; vacuolar proton-transporting V-type ATPase, V0 domain.
UCGGUUAUUCUUGGCUGCUUGGUCUCUUGCCUCAUAGACUGGGGCGCUUCUGUUACCAUGCAGCCCGGCUCUCUGGUCGAGGGCAAUUCGCGCCGGUCUCUUUAGGCAGGCCGAUCGCUAUCGAUCAUAUGUCUUUUGAGGAGAUACAGGGGUAUCCUCGAUUGUUUUCAGCCGCCGUUCUCUCUGGCUUGUGUGGCGGCGGCUUCAGCUGUCUGUAUCAGCUGAAAGUCUGUUGGGACACUGAGACAGGCCACCGUGGAGCAAGGACAUAUAUACUGCAAUUUUAGGGUUUGACAAGAUGACCACUCUACGCAGCGAGCCAAUGCUCAGGGGCACCCUUGUUCUGCCCUCCGCACUUCCGCUGGCACAUGGCUGCCUCGAAGCGUUGGGGAGACAAGGCUCUGUCCACUUCCUAGACAUGAACGCUCACUCUCUGACUCGCCAGUUCAACACGUAUAUCCAGCGCAUAGACGAGAUGGAGCGUAUCAUCCGCUUUCUAGAAGAGGAAGUGAAUCGCUUGCAAGACGCAGGCGCAAAGAUUAUCGUUGGCCCGGAAGGCGCGCAGAACUUCCUGGACAACGAUAAGAGCUAUCAGCUGGACAAGGUGGAAGAGGCACUGAACCGCCUACAUGCACAGUUCGUGCGCUUCAAAAGUAACAACGCGGACCUCAUUCAGCAGAAGAACGCGGCUCUCGAGGAGAAAUGCGUGAUGACAACGGCAGUGCAGCAGUUGCAAGGGUCGGCUAUGAAAGACGGCUUUAGCGCAGGCGCGCAGAACAGCCCUGCUGACGGCACAGCAGCGGGCAACUCCGAAGAAGAAGUUGCUAAGGCUUUGUUGAGGCAGGAUGACAAUAAAGACAUGACGCCGAAUGCAGAUGACCCAGAGGCGGGGUUGACCAAGACUGAAGGGGGUAGCUCUGGUUCCAGUGUAUCGACAGUCGCUGGCAUGAUUGCCACAUCCGCCAUCGGCAGAUUCCAGCGCAUGUUGUUUCGGACAACCAGGGGAAAUGCGUUCUGUUUCUUUCAGUCAACCGCCGAGAAGCUUGUAGAUAGUAACACGGGAAACGAGGUUGAAAAGGGUGUUUUCGUUAUCUACUACCAAGGAGCCGCACACUCCCUGCUUCGUGAAAAAAUCGUGAAGGUCUGUGCGGCGUUCGAUGCCAAGCCGUACGAGUGGCCACAUAGCGCUGAGGAGGCCGCCACGCGCCUUGCUGGGUUGCAGAGUUUGCUGGACGACAAGGAGCGCGCCCUCGCUGCCUAUGAGAAAUAUUUUCUCAGUGAAAUCAGUUUGCUUCUAGAAGUCACGAGACCUGGCGGCUCUUCCUUAUUGGAAGAAUGGAAAAUGUUCUGCCAAAAGGAGAAAGCAGUGUACGCCACUCUUAACCAGUUUCAAGGAAAAGACAUGACACUCCGGUGUGACUGCUGGAUCCCUCGGGACAAGGAGGAGGAAAUUCGGUCCAUACUGAAGGACGUCAGCACUGAUCCCAACGGGGAAGAGCAGGCGUCUGCAUUUCUGUUAAUUGAAAAAGGACAGCCCACAGCUAUGCCGCCCACGUACUUCAAAACGACCGAGUUCACGGAGCCGUCGCAGGUCAUGGUUGACACCUAUGGCGUUCCGCGGUAUCAAGAAGCAAAUCCUGCAGUCCUAACCACCAUUACUUUUCCCUUCUUGUUUGGCGUGAUGUACGGAGACAUAGGCCACGGGCUCUGCGUUAUGCUGAUGGGUUUGUGGCUGCUGUUCCGGGCAAAUGCACUGAAGCAAGACCGGACUGCGGCGCUCCAUGGUGCAGUCAAGUACCGGUAUAUGGUGUUUCUUAUGGGUUUUUUCGCCUUCUUCGGCGGCUUUAUGUACAACGACUGGUUUGCGCUGGGUUUAGACAUCUUUGGAUCGCGGUGGACACUCAAAGGCGCUGAAGCCGGAAGUAGCAGCAUCACAAUGCGGAAAAAGGAUGGUGAGUUUCCAUACCCGUUCGGCUUCGACCCCGCAUGGAAAGGAGCGACCAACGAGUUGUUGUUUACAAACUCCUUCAAGAUGAAAUUUUCGGUUAUUGUCGGUUUCGCCCAGAUGUUUGCCGGAGUCUUGCUCAAGGGGUCGAAUGCUAUUUUUUUCCGGGAGCCCCUGGACUUCGUGUUCGAAUUCAUUCCUCAAGUCAUGUUCAUUUGCUCCUUGGUUGGCUACAUGGACUUUCUGAUUCUGUAUAAAUGGGCGACACCAGCGGACCAGAACAAGCCCAAUCUUAUCAACACGAUCAUCAACAUGUGCAUGCUGGCCGAGGUCAAGAGCGAAGACGAGAUGUUCUCGAACCAGCAAACGGUGGAGCGCAUCCUGCUUGUCUUCAUGGUGAUUUCCAUUCCGCUCAUGUUGAUUCCAAAGCCGCUGAUCCUUUGUUCGCGGCUGAAGAAAAACCACCCACCCGGGGCACAUAAAGAGCGGCUAAGCUCAGGAAAAACAAACAGUUCGACUAUUGAACUGGAACACGCUCCCAGCGGGGGUGCGAAUGGUGCGGGCGCGGCAGCAGCCGUGGGAGACGGGAACGAGAAUUCGGCAAUCGAGGCGGGCCUGAGAAAGCAGGGUACGACGGAAGAGAGAGAAGGGAAUGUACUGUCUGUCAUCAAGGAAGAAAUUGGUGAAGAACACGAGGGCCCGGGCGACAUUUUCAUUCACCAGAUGAUCGAGACGAUCGAGUUCAUUCUUGGCACGAUCUCCAACACGGCGUCCUAUCUUCGAUUGUGGGCACUGUCCCUCGCCCACCAGCAGCUUGCUCUAGUCUUCUACACGCAAACAGUGGUGCGAGCAAUCGAACUCACGGACAACACGACGUUUGUCGCCCUUGCACUGUUUGUUAUUUUCGCGGCCUAUGCCUGCAUCACGUUCGCUGUCAUCCUGUGUAUGGAUUUUCUGGAAGUGUCUCUUCAUGCCUUGAGGCUCCAGUGGGUGGAAUUCCAAAACAAGUUCUUCAAGGGCGACGGAUACAAGUUCGCGCCUCUGUACUUCAUAAAGCUUCUCCAAGGCGAGGAUGAUGCGUAGAAAAUCGUUCGUUGUCGUUUAUCAGGUGGUAUGUUUCGCAGACACUCUAGGGCCGUCGCGUUUUUUCUCUCGCCGAAACUACCUUUUCCCGCCAGGCAAGGAUGCAUAUUAGGCGUGUCCUGCCGUCCUCGUGGUCCUACGGUCAUUUCUUUGUAUUUGAUUCAGAACACUGAAUUGGCCAAGAAAUACCGGUUUAAAGUAAUUCGGGAAUUAUUCGGACUAUUUUUGCUGCGGGAUGGCAACCUUCCCGUCUUUCGGUCUUGGCUUGUCUUUUUGAAGGCGUUACGGAUCUGAAACGUACUACCUAGUUGCAGCCAAGCUUGACGCGGAUGUUCCAUGCUCGACAGGCGGCACCCGGUUAGCUGGAUGUACGU